Molecule: messenger RNA, 3768 nt
Organism: Microtus oregoni (creeping vole)
Lineage: Eukaryota; Metazoa; Chordata; Mammalia; Rodentia; Cricetidae
Product: potassium voltage-gated channel subfamily D member 1
Exons: 6
Coding region: 127-2082 (651 amino acids)
Biological process (GO): potassium ion transmembrane transport; protein homooligomerization
Cellular component (GO): membrane; voltage-gated potassium channel complex
Molecular function (GO): A-type (transient outward) potassium channel activity; protein binding
Source: RefSeq, a predicted model, not a curated record
CACACACACAUCAGUUUCCUUGUCUGGGUAGCCCAGGGUCUCUCCAAGCCUCCUCCAUCCUGGAGCUAGUCACAUUCUCCUAAACAUCACACCCCCAAGUCUCCUUGGGCCUGGGGGAGCUGCAGGAUGGCGGCCGGUGUGGCCACAUGGCUACCAUUUGCAAGAGCUGCAGCAGUGGGCUGGCUGCCCUUAGCCCAGCAGCCCCUGCCCCCUGCACCGGAGGUGAAGGCAUCCCGAGGUGAUGAGGUACUGGUGGUGAAUGUGAGCGGUCGGCGCUUUGAGACCUGGAAAAACACGCUGGAUCGCUAUCCAGACACAUUGCUGGGCAGCUCAGAGAAGGAAUUCUUCUACGAUGCUGAAUCAGGCGAGUACUUCUUUGAUCGUGACCCAGACAUGUUCCGGCACGUGCUGAACUUCUACCGCACAGGCCGGCUGCACUGCCCCAGGCAGGAGUGCAUCCAGGCCUUUGACGAGGAGCUAGCCUUCUAUGGCUUGGUACCAGAGCUUGUGGGCGACUGCUGUCUUGAAGAGUACAGGGACCGAAAGAAGGAGAAUGCAGAGCGCCUGGCAGAAGACGAGGAGGCUGAGCAGGCCGGGGAAGGUCCAGCCCUUCCAGCAGGCAGCUCCCUGAGACAGCGACUCUGGAGGGCUUUCGAAAACCCACACACGAGCACUGCAGCACUCGUUUUCUACUAUGUCACUGGCUUCUUCAUAGCCGUGUCGGUCAUCGCCAAUGUAGUGGAGACCAUCCCAUGCCGUGGCCCUGCCCGGCGACCCACGAGAGAGCAACCCUGUGGUGACCGCUUCCCGACGGCCUUUUUCUGUAUGGACACAGCCUGCGUACUCAUAUUCACCGGGGAAUACCUUCUGCGGUUGUUUGCAGCCCCCAGCCGUUGCCGCUUCCUGCGCAGUGUGAUGAGCCUCAUCGAUGUGGUAGCCAUCCUGCCCUACUACAUUGGGCUUUUUGUGCCCAAGAAUGAUGAUGUCUCUGGUGCCUUCGUCACCCUACGUGUGUUCAGGGUUUUCAGAAUCUUCAAAUUCUCCAGACACUCCCAGGGCUUGCGGAUUCUGGGCUACACCCUCAAGAGCUGUGCCUCCGAGUUGGGCUUUCUCCUCUUUUCCCUCACCAUGGCCAUCAUCAUCUUUGCGACUGUCAUGUUCUAUGCUGAGAAGGGCACUAGCAAGACCAACUUCACAAGCAUCCCUGCUGCCUUCUGGUAUACCAUUGUUACCAUGACCACACUUGGGUAUGGAGACAUGGUGCCUAGCACCAUUGCUGGCAAAAUUUUUGGGUCCAUCUGCUCACUUAGUGGUGUCUUGGUCAUUGCCUUGCCUGUACCAGUCAUUGUGUCCAACUUUAGCCGCAUCUACCAUCAGAACCAGCGUGCUGACAAGCGCCGAGCACAGCAGAAGGUGCGCCUGGCAAGAAUCCGGUUGGCAAAGAGCGGCACCACCAAUGCCUUCCUGCAGUAUAAGCAAAAUGGGGGCCUUGAGGAUAGUGGCAGCGGGGAGGGACAGGCACUGUGUGUUCGGAGCCGUUCUGCUUUUGAACAGCAGCAUCACCAUUUGCUGCACUGUCUAGAGAAGACUACGUGUCAUGAGUUCACAGAUGAGCUAACCUUCAGUGAGGCUCUUGGAGCUGUCUCCCUGGGUGGUCGCACCAGCCGUAGUACCUCAGUGUCUUCCCAGCCAAUGGGGCCUGGCAGCCUGUUAUCAUCUUGCUGCCCUAGAAGGGUCAAGCGUCGAGCCAUCCGCCUUGCCAACUCCACUGCUUUGGUCAGCCGUGGCAGCAUGCAGGAGCUAGACACUCUAGCAGGGCUUCGGAGGAGCCCUGCCCCUCAGAGCCGCUCAAGCCUCAAUGCCAAGCCUCAUGACAGCCUUGACCUGAACUGUGAUAGCCGGGACUUCGUGGCUGCCAUCAUCAGUAUCCCCACCCCUCCUGCCAACACACCAGAUGAGAGUCAACCUUCCUCCCCUGGUGGUGGUGGUGUCAGUGGUGGCCGAAGCAACCCUACCCUCAGGAACUCCAGCUUGGGUACCCCCUGCCUCCUUCCUGAGACUGUGAAGAUCUCUUCCCUGUGAGGGAUGGGUCUGCCCACUCAGAGGGCCUCUUAAUUUUUGGGAACUCCUUUCCAAAGCCAUAUUUGGGAGAGGCAAAGAGGGGCAGACCUGGGGACCCCUUAUGCUCCCUGCCAAGAACUAUGCAAUGGAGUUUCAUGGAAUGGCCCAUCUGGUGGGGAAGUAGCUAGGGCAUGGGAAACAAUUUUCCUAACAGGAGCUGAAGCACUGGGACUUCAUAGGUCCUGGCCUCCUUGCCUCAGCAUGCCGGGACUGGCCUCUCUCUCCUAACCUGGCCUCUUGCAUGCUCCUCCCUUGGGCCCUCAGAGGCAGGUUAAAGUGCUCUGUAGUCUAACAUUUGAGGUCUGGCCUGACAAGAAGAGAUUAGAGUUCCUCUUCUCUUUGGUUGUGCUGUGCAAGUUCGAGGGUUCAGAAAAGAGAACCCUCAACUCUAAUUUUGCCUAUAGUGGGCAAGGUCUUUGCCCUUCACCAGGCCCAGCACUUCCCAGAUUUGGAAGCUGUGGGCUGGCUUAAUGGGCUGUGGCCUCUGGAGUGACCCACUACCCCAAGCUUUGGCUGAGGGCUCAGGCUGCUUCUCCUAACACAGAGAUAGCACAAACACCACCACCUGCUUCCCUGGCUGCUGGAAAUGAGUUCCUGCCACCUGCCCUCUGCUGGGCCUCCAGCAAACUCUAGCAAUAGCAGCUGCUGCCGUAACCAUAUGCAAAGCCUCCGAGCGAUUUGCUGCAGCAUAUACAUCUGCCCCAAUCAGAUGGGCCACAUCUAACUACUUUCUUCUCUGGUGUUUUUUUUCUUCGGUUGGUCUGGAUUCUGGACCUGCUGAGAUAAGAGCCUGGCACCCAGCUCGAGCAGGGCUGGGUUUUGAGAUCAUGGGCUGACUCUGUCGUCUUGGGCAGGAGUCCAGAAGUGUAGGCAGAAGCCUGGGUUGUUUCUGAACCCUGGGAGAGACAGAAGAGACUUCUUGAUUGCCUCCUCCUGUAAUUUCCACAUAGUCUUCUCCUCUCUCUCUUGGGUCACCUGCUGGAUCUGUGCUCUCAGACUGAAAUUUCACGUCAUCUCAGGUUCCCUGUCUCCCAGCUCUGCCCCCCACCCCGAAGCCUGCAGCUGACAAAGAUGAAGUCUUCAUCAGUCAAUAAAACUUAAGAGGAGAGAUGUGGAUUGAGCAUCUACUGACUCUGGAUUGACUUUGAGGGCUUGGCUUAGGGGUUAAGGACACUCUGGUCUCAAUUUCUUUCAACAGUGAAGGGGCUGAUGUGGGUAGAAGUAUGGGGUAUGGGAGGCGGAUGGCUACUGAUGUAUUCUUGAAUGAAGAUGAGGAUCAUGGAGAAAUGAAAGAAGGUGAUAGGAAGAGUUGGUCUCUGGAGGCAGUAAAGCAGGCCAAAGGGUACUAAGACUGAUGUAUCUUGGGAUUUUUUCCAAGACAGGGUUUCUCUGUAUAGGCCUGGCUGUUCUGGAAUUAGCUCUAUAGACUAGGCUGACCUUGAACUCAAGAGAUCUUCGUGCCUCUGUCUCAUGAAUACUGGGAUUAAAGGCAUAUGCCACCAUGCCCAGUGGUGUACCACGGAUAUUAAUCUAUUCCAAGUCCUUCAUUCACAGAUGGAGAAACCAAGAUCCAGAGCAACAUUGUUGUUACUUAGAGGGGUAAAAGCUCAUGUUUUCUGAUAGCAAAACCCUACACAUUUAACCCUA